Molecule: messenger RNA, 447 nt
Organism: Meyerozyma guilliermondii ATCC 6260
Lineage: Eukaryota; Fungi; Ascomycota; Pichiomycetes; Serinales; Debaryomycetaceae
Gene: PGA26
Product: Pga26p
Exons: 1
Coding region: 1-447 (148 amino acids)
Source: RefSeq, a predicted model, not a curated record
AUGUACUCCGCUGUCGCUGCUGCUGCUCUCUUGGCCGGUUCUGCCGUUGCUGCCUACUCCAACGAUACCGUCAUCACCACUGACGUCACCGUUACCGACUACACCACUUACUGCCCAUACUCCACCGAGGUUGUCAUCAAGACCUGUACCUUGGAGAAGUGUGCUCCAGUCACCAUCACCGUGUCUGAGGCUCAAACUUUGACCGUUACUGGUGAGUGUGUCAUCCCAACCACCUACACCACCGAGUGGGCUACCACCACCUCCACCGUUGAGUGCCACGAGUGUGAGGAGAAGUCUACUGUUGCUCCAGUUUCCACUGCUGCCCCAGAGACCACCUCCGCUGCUCAAUCCACCGUUGCCGCUGUCUCCUCUUUCGAGGCUGGUGCCGUCAAGAACGUUGCCGGUGCUUUGGCUGGUGUUGCCGCCGUCGCCGUUGCUUUGAUCUAA